AUGGCGAACGAGAACGACGAUGUCAAGCCGAAGCUGGACUUGGUCCUCAACUACGAAGGGACUCACAUUACGGUCAAAGUGAAACAGAACAUGCCAUUCCAGAAAAUAUUCGACGCUGCAGAGAAACGCUUUGGGAAGGAUCCAGGGACCUUUAAGUUUGUCUUCGAGGGGAAGAGAUUGAACCCCACAGAAACCCCUGCUUCGGUAGGGAUGGAGAAUGGUGACAUGAUAGAUGCAAUGCUGGAACAGGCAAGUUGUGCCGUCAACUUCGCGUAUCACGGGAAGUGGCUAAUGCAGAUUCCCAUCUGUUAG
Pisolithus orientalis is the source of this 312-nucleotide messenger RNA. RefSeq names its product ubiquitin-related domain-containing protein. Gene Ontology annotation, cellular component: nucleus. Gene Ontology annotation, molecular function: protein tag activity; ubiquitin-like protein ligase binding. Bases 1 to 312 code for a protein of 103 amino acids. Gene Ontology annotation, biological process: protein sumoylation. The transcript has 5 exons. NCBI's taxonomy places the organism in Eukaryota, Fungi, Basidiomycota, Agaricomycetes, Boletales, Pisolithaceae. The record is from RefSeq and is a predicted model, not a curated record.